Tricharina praecox is the source of this 993-nucleotide messenger RNA. RefSeq lists its product as uncharacterized. The coding region runs from base 145 to 927 and encodes 260 amino acids. NCBI's taxonomy places the organism in Eukaryota, Fungi, Ascomycota, Pezizomycetes, Pezizales, Pyronemataceae. The record is from RefSeq and is a predicted model, not a curated record. The transcript has a single exon.
UUUUUUUUUUGCCUUGUGUGAUACCUACACCUGCCGUGUGUUCCCGCCCCGCUACAUCCUCCCGGAAUAUUGGACCAAUACAACCUGGACCCUGGAACGUGCCUGCCCGCUUGGAUUUAAGUCGAGCCAUUGGAAUCUCCCUGGAUGAGCGAUCCGCCCUCAAAUGCCUGGAUUGGACUGGAUUGUAAUGAAGAAAGAAAAAAAAGGUUGGCCGGACCUGCCAUCUGUGACCGGCCCGGUCAAGGAAACAGUAAACACACCCAUGUGCCUCCCGCCCAUUUGGAAAGCCUGGAAUUGGAACCUCCCCCUCAUUGGAUUGGAUGGCCACUGGAAGUCGCUGCCCCUGGACGUCGCUACCCUUGGACUGCCGGAUCAGGAUCUGCUGGAGGACGACGAGGACUUUGCGAUGCGGGAAGGUUACAUAACGGCCACAGAGCGAGGCGCUUGGUGUUGUGGUGUUGUUGGACUUGUGCUUGGGGCUUUAUCCGGGGUUCUGUCUUCUUUUUAUCCCUUUUUUCUACUCUUUUUCUAUUGACCGUUGUUUUCGUUCCUUUCUGUUUGGACUGUACCACUUGGAGGGUUUAUGGAGCGGGAGUUUUGUUUUUACCACCUUUUUCCUGUUUUUGUUUUUACUUUCUGUUGUUCUCGUUGGGGGUUUACUUUCUUAUCUUUUGGAUUCGUGCAUUCGUGGGGGAGCUAAUUCAGUGUGAUAUGACCGGCGGCGGGUUUCAAAGAGGAAUAAUUGAAGUGGAAUGGGGUCGGGAUUGGAUUGGAGUGUUUCUCAUUUCGCUUGACUUACGAAUGUCUACUGAAGUACUACUCUUACCGCCGGUGGUUUCCUUCAGCUGUUGGUUCUGGUGCUUGUUCUACCGAUGGACUCGCAUGGUUCUGCUUGCUCUCUCUCUCUGCUCUCUCUGCUCUUUCUAGUCUACUCUACUCUACUCUGAUCUUUACCAGUAUGAUACCUACUACCUACGGAUCAUGCAAUGACAU